Messenger RNA from Amoebophrya sp. A25, 2928 nucleotides. The record is from the annotation of a GenBank genome assembly. Lineage: Eukaryota; Dinophyceae; Syndiniales; Amoebophryaceae.
UGGACUUUGAUAUUGAUAGUGACCUUAUGGAAAGAAAUUGCGACAACAUUGCUUUUUCUCCCACAAGUCCCAACAAAAAAACAGCAGGCAUUGCGGUGCACACAGAUGCGAACUGAAGAACCAGUUGUUGGACUACAUCUAGACUUCAUGCACUACGGGGUUAGUAGUUAAAGUGUUUUCAAUUUGUGCGAGAGAUGAGAAUAUAUGAUUUUGGUCUUCUUCGGUCUCACUCAUAUCGAUAGCAGUCUCAAACUGAAACUUUUAACUUCACAACUGUCGAAACUGAUACAACAUCCACAAGCGCGAAGCCAAAUUAUAGAUUACCAUGCAUAAAAACUUAAAACUUAGACUUCUUGUUCUUUAGAAAUAUCACAAGUCUUCAGAAGUAGGAUGUACCUAGACCUAGACAUUCUUCUCACUCCUCGUCUCCUCUAACUCCCUGUCCGAAUCUCUGUCCGAGGAAGAAAAAUUGACUCGCGUGUAUCGUAGGGACACCGGGAAGUCCCUCGAAGCGACGAAGAAGAUACUGAAGCACCGCAAGGCACCUCCGACAGAUCCUGAAGAGGCUGCGGAGCUCAAACGCAUGAGAUCGAAAGAACGUGAAGCUGUUGCUUUGGCUGAAGAGGACAAGAGACUCCUCUUAAGGCUUGCUAUGUAUCUAUAGUAGAGUAAGUAAAAUAUCGGGUUUCGAGUUACUCGAGUUGCAACGAGUUGCUCGAGUUGCCGAAGCGAAGGGCUUCAAUUCUUGAACGAGUUGCCACGAGUUACCGGAAGCCAUCCGCUUCACCGGAAUGCGGCGCAGCAGGGCGGUAUGGGCACGGUUGUGGCUGCGCGGAGUGAAGAAGUCGCUGCUUUUGUUGUUGCUCUCUCAUGAGAGGGGCGGCCGGUUGUGAAGGGCUCCCCAGCGAGUCCUUCCGGCUUUUUUUCUUGUACGUAGCGCGUGGGCGCGCGUUCGAAGCACAGCCAGGCACUAAGGGGCCGACGGCUUCGCCUCGUUGUUGUUUUUGUUUGAGGGGUGAGGGUGUCGCGGUGGCUUGUCGUUGGGUCGGUGCCAAUCUCUCCCUUUUUUCUUCGGACGUGUUCGUGGCCAGUGAGUCUCUCACUCUUUUGGGACUGGGAGUGAGUUCCCGCCUGCUUUGGAGAACGGCUCACUCAGCCGAGGAAGCAAGUAGAGAAGAGUGCGUGGCGGAUGCCUUGCGUGUUUGAUCAAGUGGCUGGGAGGGGUUCCCGAGCUGAGGGCGGUCGCUCCCUCACUCUCGUCGCUGGUGCGCAUUAAGAAGAAAACCAGGGAUCGGAGGCAUGUCGUGGAGUGUCAUACGCUCCUGCUAAGGUAUCCCAGAGUCUCACAAAGCUGCGCCCGAAGGGCGCCGCGCAAAAAAUUACGGCGAGCAACUCGAGCAACCCGAGCAACCCGAGAAACUCGACCCGUGACGGGCCAAAAAAUUCCUGACUCUACUAUAGGUCAUCUUGAAAAGGAGCACCUCUGAGGAGCAAAAAACUUUUUAGUAGGUGAACUACUUAGCAGAAGUAGUUCUAGUUGUUCUCAGGAAUUAUACUAAUGAUGGUAGAGUAGCUAGAAGAUAAUAGAUGUACUCCCGCGGAUUCCAGUUUCGAAGCAGCUCCAGUUUCGGGCAAGAGGAGUACCUCUGAGGACUCGCCUUGUAUUAUUUUCUACGGGCGGGAAACAAUAAGAACAAGGACUGUCAGAGUCAGAGAUGACUUGCAUCAAGAUGAAUCUACCCAAGCUUUAAUGCUUGAAGAAACAGUGCCCACCGAAGCGGAAGCAGAAGAACGACUCAGAGCGGCAUUUCGUGAUACUCUUUGGUUCGCAUUGUACCAGCAGUCGGAUGCGGAUGUGAUGAUUAUGAUGGCAUUUGAUUUUAUCAUGUUGAGCUUGAGGCACUCGCACUGAGUGGCCUCAUACACAGAUGCGCAACGCUAUACAAGAAGCACCAUGACAUGACUACAACCUAUUUGUGUUGACUACAUAUACCUUGCUUUGCAAUAAUUCGAUAAAGUCGGAGGACAUCGAUGGAGUAGUUUCUUUUUGACUCAUAAACCUGUAUCUGCACCUGCAAGGCUCGAGUCACUCCUUCCUUCUGACAACCUGUGAUAUUGCAUGCUUCCCUCUAAUAGAAACCUCGACCAAAACGCCACGACCCCCACGACCUCCAUCGUCUACCCGAGUGAAGAGAUAUCAAGGGGAGCCCCAAAGCACUUGAAAAUUGGAUAUGCUGCAAUAGGGUGUGGGUGUUUGAGGUAUCCUGCGAACCUCGUAGCAGGCCACGCAUUUGGAGGUUGGAUGGAGGUGGGGAAAACAUUGAAAGGGAGUUUGUAUCCAACAGUCGUAACCGUGGAGAUUCGAUUCGGCGGCGACAAGAAAGUUUUCUCUGCCUGGAAACAGGUAAAAACACACAGAACUUGUUAUUUUCCUUUUCCUUCAAUUAUGAUAUUAGAGCAGUAAUAAUCACUCUCUGAAUAGUCUCUGACUCUGUUAGACAACAUCAUUCACGAGUCGUGAACGAGAAGGAGACCUACCACUCCGCUCAACGAAGUUGCACUGUAUUCUCGAAUUUCUUAUAAGAAACGACGACCGAUCACGAUCUUCCUCCUUAGGUAGCCGAUCAAUUCCUCCGACGUAAUGUCGAAGGCGAACAUCGUCGCCGAGUUAAUCUGAUGGAGCAAAAAAUUGAGAGGAUGGCCCAGCGAAAUAUGACUUGUUGCGGUCUCUUCCGACGUCCUGGGAGACAGACUAUGAUUGAGUCUGGAUGAAGGUGCAUCGAGAUGAAGAUGAUGUAGUACAACUAGGAGUUGUUCUAGUUGAUCUAAGCUAUGCAUCCUAUUCCGAGAAGAAGGAUAAGAAGUAGAAGUCCGAGUCUGAGUUUAGCCACAUUGGAAAUCGAUAUGUACAGUAUCUGAACCUGAAGC